AUGGGCACUGUGACCUCCAUCGUAGUGUUAUUUGUUUGCUGGACCAUUAGAGACAGUGUGAAAAUGAAAGAUAUUCCUGAAAAACACGUCUUCAUCACCGGCUGUGACUCUGGCUUUGGAAAUUUACUGGCGCAGAGACUUCAUAGAAAAGGAUUUAUCGUCAUCGCUGCCUGUCUGACAGAAAAAGGAUGUCAGGACUUAAAAGCGUGCACAUCUCCGACACUGAAAACAGUUUUAUUGAAUGUAACCAAUCCGAAAAGCAUCGACAGUGCCGUGGAAUAUGUCACUGCGGAGACAGGCAAUAAAGGUUUGUACGGUUUGGUUAAUAAUGCUGGUAGAGCCACUCCAAUUGGACCCACAGACUGGCUAGAUAUGGAAGACUUUCAUCGAGUUCUCGAUGUAAACCUCAUUGGACUCAUUGAAGUCACUUUGAAGUUUUUACCUCUUUUAAAAAAGGCCAGAGGAAGAAUUGUCAAUGUAGCCAGUGUCAUGGGAAGAUUGGCCUUUGGAGGAGGUGGCUACAGCCUGUCAAAGUGCGGUGUUGAGUCAUUCUCAGACAGUUUGAGGAGGGACAUGCAGCACUUUGGGGUGAAAGUCAGUAUUAUUGAACCUGGCUUCUUUAAGACUGGAGUAACCAGCCUUGAAAUAAUAGAAAAGGAUCUGCACAGAUUAUGGGAUAGGCUGACUCCAGAUAUCAGAUGUUCAUAUGGAGAUAAGUACUUUCAGAAUUAUUUGAAAGUACAGAGAUUAUCUAUGAAGACGCUCUGCAGUACUGAUAUCUCCAAAGUCACAAACUGCAUGGAACAUGCUCUGAUAGCCAGGUACCCACGGACGCGGUAUGGCGCCGGGUGGGAUGCCAAAUUAUUCUGGCUUCCUUUGUCUUAUGCUCCUGCCUUCAUUGCUGAUAUCAUGUUACAGCUCUUAUUACCUCGACCAAUUUGCAGCAAAAGAUCACUAGCUAAAAAUCAAGUUGAUGUAUAA
This is a messenger RNA of Staurois parvus, 981 nucleotides long. NCBI's taxonomy places the organism in Eukaryota, Metazoa, Chordata, Amphibia, Anura, Ranidae. The record is from the annotation of a GenBank genome assembly.